Messenger RNA from Coregonus sp. 'balchen', 7597 nucleotides. The record is from the annotation of a GenBank genome assembly. Lineage: Eukaryota; Metazoa; Chordata; Actinopteri; Salmoniformes; Salmonidae.
AUGGCGGGGACAAUGUUAAGGUCGCUUAGCAAACUUGGUCGUCCUUCAACAAAAUGUAUUUUAAAUAGUAAUUUGGUCAGCCCUGGCUGCACUGUCCUGCAAAACAGGUGAGAUGUUAAUUUUGAUAAGUGCAAUUAUAGUUUAAAUGGUCAAUGAUAUCCAAGUAGGUCGUUCAGGGAUAAAAAAUAAACUCACAUAACCGCUAACGUUAUCUAGCAUUAGCAAGCUAGCAAAUUAGUCCUUAGCCUUAGGGCUUACCUGCUCACCAUAUAAAAGCGUUUGGGAUUUUCGUUCAGACUUAACAGUCCACCUGACAUCUAGAUCUAUGUUUCUUAUGUUAUGUCAAACAUGACUGUUGUGUAGUUGUUGUAACGUUAAACAGCUUGAGAGUUUAGCUGCUUGUUCGUUAUCUAGCCAACCGGUUAGCUACUUGAGCUGGAGUGGAGUUUAGUUCGGUACUUAGCCGAAUCAUGUGGAUUUUGAGUUGAUAUUAGCACAUUCGUGACCGGCUUGUCAUCUUGCUAGCGAACUAACUAGCUAGCAUAGUACCUAACAAUUUGUUAAUUGCUGAAGCAAAUGAAAUGCAUGCUUUUCACUGUCGUCUGAAAAACCAUUUGUACAAGGAGUGGAAUGUUGACACUAAACAGGUCUCAAUUCCAGGCUAGCUAGCUGUCCACCUUGACUUGUUCUAGUUAGCUAACGUUACUCAACAACAACAUGUUUAGCUACUUAGCUGAAGUUAUGGGAAGUGCCAUUUACAGCAUUGAGGUCAACAACACUUCAGAGUCAAACAUCAAUACGUGUAAGACAGUAACUUGAAACAGUUCAGGCUUUUCAAGGGUCGGAAAAACAUACAUUUGUGCCUUGACAAGUAGGCUAUGUACCCGUACUAACCGUUUUGGUACCAUGAUAUACUGUGCAACACCAAUGCUGUGUGAAAUGUGAUUAGUGACCCAUCUGUUUUGGCUGACCUAGAAUGUAAUAAUGCCCAACCCUGACCUCUAUGUCAUUAUCAUUAGGAGGAGUUUCCUUGGCACGUGUGGUUGCUCUGAGACUGGGUUAGCUUACCUCAAGAGCCUGUGUAGGUUAAACACUGGCUAAACAACAUCCACAUCCACACAGCGGCUUAGAAACAGUACUGAUUCAUUCCCCAUUGACACAUCAUGGUUGCUUGUUGUUCUGUUCUUCCAGACAGAAACAAUGGCAGCCAGAUGUGGAGUGGGCGGAGCAGUAUGCCGGGGCGGUGAUGUAUCCCAGCGCCAUCACUGAGAAAUGGGUCCCCCCACCAUGGAAUGGUACGCCCUUAUCUAUAGGCUAGUUAUUAUUUAGGCAGAGACCUGUAUAAAUAUUGAAAUGUUUGUGUGGUAGUUGUAUUUUAUUGCCUGCUAUACUUGAUCACUUUAUCAUAGAUUUAGAAUCAUUCCACAUCAUACUCUGUGACUUUAUCAUACAGUCAUUCUACAUAUAGAUUUAGCGCAACUCGUAUGCAUGAAUUCCAAACCAACUAGCCCCUCUGCAACCUCUCCUACAUUUUUCAAUCUGUAAAACCCAGAUGAAGGCCAAGAGCCGAAACGCAUUGGUUUUACUUUUAACAAUAACAAAGCUUUCUUAUCAACUUCCACUGUCCUCCAAGAGUUGCUGAAUCUCCUCUCAACCACUCUUUCUCACCACAGAUAAGGAUGCUCCUAUGGAGAAGGAGGUGUCUAACCUGACCAUUAACUUUGGCCCCCAGCACCCCGCGGCCCACGGCGUGCUGCGUCUGGUGUUGGAGCUCAGCGGGGAGUCGGUAAAGAAAUGUGAUCCCCAUGUGGGCCUGCUGCACCGCGGCACAGAGAAACUCAUCGAGUACAAGACCUACCUGCAGGUACGUAGCCGCUACCAUGUUAUAGCACACCCAGAGACAUUAAGGUAUGUGCAGCGGAUAUCAAAAUUGGCUGAAAGUAACUUGAAUCAGUGUCCUGGCUAAGAUGCUUGUAAUGUACAUGAUGCAUGUUUAGACUCUUCUGUAUCAGGCAUAUUUUUAUAGGAUAAAUUGCAUUAGUGUGUGUGUGUGUGCUUUAGGCGCUGCCCUACUUUGACAGGCUGGACUACGUGUCCAUGAUGUGCAAUGAGCAGGCUUACUCUCUGGCCGUGGAGAAGCUGCUCAACAUCCAGGCCCCACCCCGCGCACAGUGGAUCAGAGGUGAGACUAAGUGCUGCUAGAUGACCAUGCCAGAAAGGACAAACAUACCAGUAGCUCAGGUACUGGGGUGUAUUCAUUAGUGCAAUUAAAAUAUUUUGCAACAUAAAAAGGGUUUCUUAUUGGACAAGUCCAGGUAAGCCCUCCCUAUUUCAGCCUGUUUGCUGCCGUUUGGUACCUAGUGAAUAUGUCCCUAAUAAGCAAGCCAAGUAUAUAAGCUUUUUGGCCUUAGUUUAGGUUUAGAGAGAACGGUACGUUUUGGAUCAGGGAUGAACAUUUGUGGUUAGAAAAGUGCUGCACCUCCCUCCUUUACCAGCACGACAGUAACAAGCGUGAGAAGCACAACCUUGUAAGAUCAUCUGGACCUAUUUUCCCUCUUAUACAAGGUCACUAGGGGGCAGUAGGUUGCUACAUGGAGUUCAACAGUCAACAUGGAUAUACAGAGGGAAUGUGGCCUGUCAUGGAAUGCAAUCUAAAUACACCUCCGCUGUCUUCAACCAGGAUCUCAGCGAUCACUGCCUUAUUGCCUGCGUCCGUAACGGGUCCGUGAUCAAACGACCACCCCUCAUCACUGUCAAACGCUCCCUAAAACACUUUAGCGAGCAGGCCUUCCUAAUUGACCUGGCCCAGGUAUCCUGGAUGGAUAUAGAUCUCAUUCCGUCAGUAGAGGAUGCCUGGUUGUUCUUUAAAAGUAAUUUCCUCUCAAUCUUAAAUAAACAUGCCCCAUUCAAAAAAUACAGAACUAAGAACAGAUAUAGCCCCUGGUUCUCCUCAGACUUGACUGCCCUUGACCAGCACUAAAACAUCCUGUGGCGUACUACAUUAGCAUCAAAUAGCCCCCGCGAUAUGAAACUUUUCAGGGAAGUUAGGAACCAAUAUACACAAGCAGUUAGGAAAGCAAAGGCUAACUUUUUCAAACAGAAAUUUGCAUCCUGUAACACUAACUCCAAAAAGUUUUGGGACACUGUAAAGUCCAUGGAGAAUAAGAGCACCUCCUCCCAGCUGCCCACUGCACUGAGGCUAGGAAACACUAUCACCACCGAUAAAUCUACAAUAAUCGAGAAUUUCAACAAGCAUUUUGCUACGGCUGGCCAUGCUUUCCACCUGGCUACCACUACCCCGGCCACCAGCUCUGCACCCUCCGCUGCAACUUGCCCAUGCCCCCCCCCGCUUCUCCUUCACACAAAUUCAGACAGCUGAUGUUCUGAAAGAGCUGCAAAAUCUGGACCCCUACAAAUCAUCUGGGCUAGACAAUCUUGACCCUUUCUUUCUAAAACUAGCCGCCGAAAUUGUCGCAACCCCUAUUACUAGCCUGUUCAACCUCUCUUUCGUAACGUCUGAGAUCCCCAGAGAUUGGAAAGCUGCCGCGGUCAUCCCCCUCUUCAAAGAGGGUGACACUCUAGAUCCAAACUGUUACAGACCUAUAUCCAUCCUGCCCUUCGAAAGUAUUUGAAAACCAAGUUAACAAACAGAUCACCGACCAUUUCGAAUCCCACCGUACCUUCUCCGCUAUGCAAUCUGGUUUCCAAGCUGGUCAUGGGUGCACCUCAGCCACGCUCAAGGUCCUAAACGAUAUUAUAACUGCGAUUGAUAAUAGACAGUACUGUGCAGCCGUCUUCAUCGACCUGGCCAAGGCUUUCGACUCUGUCAACCACCGCAUUCUUAUUAGAAGACUAAAUAGCCUUGGUUUCUCAAAUGACUGCCUCGCCUGGUUCACCAACUACUUCUCAGUUCAAUGUGUCAAAUCGGAGGGCCUGUUGUCUGGACCUAUGGCAGUCUCUAUGGGGGUGCCACAGGGUUCAAUUCUUGGGCCGACUCUUUUCUCUGUGUAUAUCAAUGAUGUCGCUCUUGCUGCUGGUGACUCUCAGAUCCACCUCUACGCAGACGACACCAUUUUGUAUACAUAUGGCCCUUCAUUGGAAACUGUGUUAACAAACCUCCAAACGAGCUUCAAUGACAUACAAUACUCCUUCAGUAGCCUCCAACUGCUCUUAAACACUAGUAAAACUAAAUGCAUGCUCUUCAAUCGAACGCUGCUGGCACCCGCCCACCCGACUAGAAUCACUACUCUCGACGGGUCUGACCUAGAGUAUGUGGACAACUACAAAUACCUAGGUGUCUUGUUAGACUGUAAACUCUCCUUCCAGAGUUUACAUCUAGAAUCGGCUUCCUAUUUCGCAACAAAGCCUCCUUCAAUCAUGCUGCCAAACAUGCCCUCGUAAAACUGACUAUCCUACCGAUCCUUGACUUCGGCGAUGUCAUUUACAAAAUAGCCUCCAACACUCUACUCAGCAAAUUGGAUGUAGUCUAUCACAGUGCCAUCCGUUUUGUCACCAAAGCCCCAUAUACUACCCACCACUGUGACCUGUACGCUCUUGUUGGCUGGUCCUCACUACAUAUUCGUCGCCAAACCCACUGGCUCCAGGCCAUCUAUAAAUCACUGCUAGGCAAAUCCCCGCCUUAUCUUAGCUCAUUGGUCACCAUAGCAACACCCACCCGUAGUAUGCGCUCCAGCAGGUAUAUCUCACUGGUCAUCCCCAAAGCCAACACCUCCUUUGGCCGCCAUUCCUUCCAGUUCUCUGCUGCCAAUGACUGGAACGAAUUGCAAAAAUCUCUGAAGCUGGAGACUCUUAUCUCCCUCACUAACUUUAAGCAUCAGUUGUCAGAGCACCUUACCGAUCACUGCACCUGUACACAGCCCAUCUAAAAUUAGCCCACCCAACUACCUCAUCCCCAUAUUGUUAUUUAUUUUGCUCAUUUGCACCCCAGUAUCUCUAUUUGCACAUCAUCUCUUGCACAUCUAUCAUUCCAGUGUUAAUACUAAUUGUAAUUAUUUUGCACUAUAGCCUAUUUAUUGCCUUACCUCCAUAACUUGCUACAUUUGCACACACUGUAUAUAGACUUUCUAUUGUGUUAUUGACUGUACGUUUUGUUUAUUCCAUAUGUAACUCUGUUGUUGUUUUUUCCGCACUGCUUUGCUUUAUCUUGGCCAGGUCGCAGUUGUAAAUGAGAACUUGUUCUCAAAUGGUUAAAUAAAGGUGAAAAAACUAAUUCUCCACACAGGAAGAACAGGGGCAACAAUAGUGAAGUAAGUAUGCAUUUUCAGUGUGUAUUUCUGUGUUGUAGUUCUUUUCGGAGAGCUGACUCGCAUCAUGAACCACAUCAUGGCCAUCACCACACACGCCCUGGACAUCGGAGCCAUGACCCCCUUCUUCUGGAUGUUUGAGGAGAGGGAAAAGGUGAGGGCACUGGAUAGACUAGAGUAGUGUAUGACCUUUCUUUGAGGUGAUAGGACGCAGGUUGUCAUUGUUAAUAAGAAUUUAUUAAUUGACUUGUGUUAUUAAAGGUUUGCUGUAGAAGCCAUUUUGAGCUCAUUCACAGAUGUUUUUUUUUUUAAAGGGUGUUCUGUCUUGUGUCUAUCCUUCUCCUAGAUGUUUGAGUUCUAUGAGCGUGUCUCAGGGGCUAGGAUGCAUGCAGCCUACGUCAGACCUGGAGGAGUACACCAGGUGAGGGCUGCCUAGGAACUAAGUGUUAUGGGGUUGCUCCUGGGUGAUGUUUCCCCUAGGUCCAGAUCUAGGAUCAGGAUCCUCUCCCCCAAUCCUAACCUUAACGCAAAACUCACCCAAGAUCAACAUCUAUGGGUAACUUCACCCUACACCUAUGGAUUUGAUGUAUGUGAUGUAAUGGUGGCUAUAAAACUAAGAUUGCGUUAUCUGUUUGUUCCAGGACAUGCCACUGGGGCUAAUGGACGACAUCUACGAGUGGUGCAAGAACUUUUCCAUCAGAAUAGAUGAGGUGGAGGAGAUGUUGACCAACAACCGUAUCUGGAAGAACCGAACUGUGGACAUUGGGGUUGUGUCUGCUGAGGACGCACUCAACUAUGGCUUUAGGUGAGGCAAACAUAUACUGCGCACUCUCUCGCUUUUCCUCUCAAACUUUUGAAAACCGAAUGAAAUGUGUAACUAACUCCCUCUGCUUGUCUUGUCUGUCAGUGGUGUGAUGCUGAGGGGUUCAGGCAUCAAGUGGGACCUGCGGAAGUCUCAGCCCUACGACAAGUAUGACGAGGUGGAGUUUGACGUCCCCAUUGGCAGUAAGGGAGACUGCUACGACAGGUGAGAGGAACUCCUAUUAUCCUCUCUCUAUUUGUCAGCCUCGCUCUCUUUUACUUAGUAUUGCCUUUGCAGACAUGAGAGAUUUUGUCUGUCUUUUGAGUAAUAUUUUUGUGCUGCCUGACCCGGAACACAUAUGCCCCUGGAGGCAGCGGUUCACCAAUCCCGCGUUCCGCUACUCACUUUUCUCUGCAAUAUCCCUCAUCUGUCUCCCCAUCUACAUAUCUAACCGGUAUCUGUCAAUAAAAUGUGAAAAUACUGUCAAUAAAAUGUGAAAAUACAUCAACUAUAUAUAUAUAUAUAUAUCUCACACACACACCUCCUUGGUGUUGGUCAGGUACCUGUGCAGGGUGGAGGAGAUGAGGCAGAGUCUCAGGAUCAUGAUCGAGGCCCUCAACAAGAUGCCAGCAGGAGAGAUCAAAGUGGAUGACGCCAAGGUGGCCCCACCCAAGAGAUCUGAGAUGAAGGUGAGACUCAAUAACUGGCUGGAAUAAUAAUACAUUCGAUUUAAAGCGCCUUUCAAAAAACCCAAGGAAACUGCAGCAAAAAAAAGAAGCAUGGAUAAAAACAAUUAAAAUCAAAGCUUCGAUGUGAAAUUAUUUUAGGACAUUUAGAUCAUCCGCGCAGAUUAUAUCUGCUUUACUCUAUAGUUAAACACAUUAAGCCCUGAUUUCUAUGUGCAUGGUGGAGUGUUGCACAUUUAGUCUAUUAUAUAAGCAUAAACAUCAGUUGUAAUGGUGGUUUAAUUAUGUUCCAAUGUUAGAUGUCCAUGGAGUCUCUGAUCCAUCAUUUUAAGCUGUACACAGAGGGUUACCAGGUGCCCCCCGGAUCCACAUACACAGCUGUUGAAGCACCCAAGGUAAGCCCUUCCUCCCUCAGACAGACAUGGAUGUAACGGCUUUGAGACGCUCUCUUGCAUUUCACCUAUCCUCAAAUACUGAGGCUAUUUGAUAGGUGCAGUUUACCAUUACUAAUGGUGAGAUUAUCCUUCACCUGAUCCAUUUUGUAGGUCAUAGGAUGCCUUUAGAUCGAACACAAUAUCAUAUCCUUUAUUGCAGAUAUUAUAUUUGACAGCCAGGGACAUUCUGUAAAUGUACCAGAUUUUAACCAGCUGGCUAAUUCUAAUCUGUAGUCCCUGUUUAGGUAGAUGAAGACAUUGAAUGUAAUGUGCUGUAGGUGGGUCUGUUGUGUAAUGUGACGUGAUCUCCUCUCUUGUCUCUUUCAGGGAGAGUUUGGUGUGUAUCUGGUGUCUGACGGCUCCAGCAGGCCCUACCGCUGCAAAAUCAAAGCUCCGGGAUUCGCUCAUCUG